UCGAAUUAGUUUUUGAAGUAUAAAUAGUAAAUAAAUAGGGCCAAGAAGAUGGAACACCAUGGCCAGUUGAUGGGAAACCCUAAUGGCCUUCAAUCCGAGAUCAUAAUUAAGAUUUUUGCAAGGCUACCGGUUAAGUCCUUAUGCCGCUUCAAGUGCGUGUCGAAGCCAUGGCGUUCUCUCCUCUCCCACCAUAGUUUUGUUAAAGUGCACUUCAACAAAGCCAUUGAGAAUGAAGAUGUAUUGCACCAAAGACGAACAGUCAUACUUACAGCUUACGAAGACAAAUCCCUUUACUCUUUGCACCUCGAUGAGUUUCUCAAUCGUAAUGAUGCAUAUCUAAAGAAUGAACAUGUUGAUAAUGUUGGUGGGGAUGAUCUUGUGGCAGCCACUGAGCUGGCCUUUGUUCAUAGCAUGCACAGAGAAACUUUGGUUUACUUGAUUUGCCACUGCAAUGGCCUGUUGCUAUGCCAGUUAGACAGAUGGGAUUUAUAUUUGGUUAACCCUGCAACCAAAGAAUCCAAGAUACUACCAAGGACACCGAAACCCUACCGCUAUUCGAGCUUAUGCGGGUUUGGAUUUGAUCACUCCACUGAUGAACAUAAGGUGGUUUGUGGGCGGAUCAAUAGAGAUCAUGGGAUUGAGUUUUGUGUCUACACAUUAGAAACCAAUUAUUGGCGAGUGAUUCGUCAAGACUUCAAUUGUGUCUCAUGCAAAUCUAGGCUUGGGAUCCAUGUGAAUGGCGAUCUCCAUUGGCUGAUGAAUAAAGAUGAUUAUGAGCUUUCCUCCACGAUUAUGUCCCUCCUUUUGGACAAGGAGGAGGUUAGAGAAAUUCCACUGCCGCAUGAACAUGCCAUUGAUGAAGGAAUUUAUAUGAUAGAGCUAGGGGUUUUCAGAGAAUGGUUAUGCGUAAUACAUUAUGGUUGUGAUGCUAAUGGCCAAAGAUACAAUGAUUUUUGGGUCAUGAAGGAGCAUGGAGUGAAGGAGUCUUGGACUAAAAUGAGGGUCUCCAUCUCAUUGCACGACGUAUCACAUUCUGGCUUCUACACCAAAUCUCAUGACUUGAUGGUGUUUGAUGACAGGUUGGUUAUGUACAGUUUUGAUGAUGAAAGCUCUCGGGAUCUGUCAAUUUGCGGAGUUGAAAACACUGGUAGUUGUCUCACGGUUUACUUGGAUAGCCUCGUUUCGCUUAGAAAUCGACCUAAGACGAGCUCGAAGAAGACUUCGGUCAAAUGGCAACGGAGAGCCAUGAAAAUGUGAGCAAGCUGAAACAAAUGAGGUUGAGGGAGAGAAAUCUUCUUCACGUGGAUUUUGUUUUCAAUCGUUGAAUUUCUUUUUUCUUUUGUGUUCAAUCAUUGUUUGUAUAUAAACCCUAGAGUUUAUAUUGGUUGUUAAAAGGUUUAGUCUCUUUUGUUUAAUAUUUUAUAUACACAAAUGUAAGUAUGAACAACCAAUUUUUCUGUUUUUUGUGCGGAGUUAUGCUUAUAUAGGCUCUUUCUUUCUCCAAAAUAUGGGCUCCAAUUGUAUACGCUUCUGAAUUUUUUUGGUAUAGAAGAAAGCUUUUGAAGUGC
Molecule: messenger RNA, 1568 nt
Organism: Prunus mume (Japanese apricot)
Lineage: Eukaryota; Viridiplantae; Streptophyta; Magnoliopsida; Rosales; Rosaceae
Product: F-box/kelch-repeat protein At3g06240-like
Molecular function (GO): protein binding
Source: RefSeq, a predicted model, not a curated record